AUGAGUGGUGGAUGGAAUACCAUCGAGUCCGAUGCAGGCGUCUUCACAUAUCUGCUUGAGAAUCUUGGUGUCAAGGGCGUGCAGUUUGAGGAGCUACUGACUCUCUCCCCCGACGAGCUAGCCCCGCUGCAGCCCAUAUACGGCAUCAUCUUCCUCUUUCGAUAUCCCUCCGAGGGCCUCCCUGCGCGAUCGCAAGAAUCCUACGACCGUGAUGCUGCCGAACGUCUUUUCUUCGCCCAACAGACGAUCCAGAAUGCGUGCGGUACGCAAGCGCUCCUGAGUGUCGUUCUCAAUAAGCCCGAAGAGGUGGAUAUUGGCGAAAAGCUCUCAGAGUUCCGCGAGUUCACAAUGGUUCUGCCGCCCGAAUUCCGUGGCGAAGCUCUCAGCAACUCGGACCUGAUCCGCGAAGUGCACAACAGCUUUGCCAAAAGCAGCCCCUUCGUCGACGAGACGCAGAAGACGGGCGAGGCCGAGGACGCUUUCCACUUCAUUGCCUACACGCCCAUUGAUGGCAAGCUCUACGAACUAGACGGACUGCAGCCUGCGCCCAUCUCGCACGGCGUCUGCACGACCGAAGAGUUCCCGAACAAGGUGACGCAAGUGCUACAGGACCGUAUGCUCACGUACGCCAGCUCCGAAAUUCGGUUCAACGUGCUCGCCAUGGUGCGCGACCCUAGAAUUGCUGCCAAGGAAAUUGGUGACGCCGAGACACUUGAGCGCGAGAACGAGAAGCGCCGCAACUGGCGGUUCGAGAAUGCCCUGCGCCGCCACAACUUUGUCGGCUUUGCGGGCGAGGUGCUCAAGGGUGUUGUGGCGCAGAAGGUCGAGAGUGGAGAUGAAGCGUACGAGGCGUGGAUCAAGGAGGGCCUUGAGCGGAGGAAGAGGGAUGAGGACGCAGUGAGGCUGAGACGGAAGAUGGGUGGCGGCGGUGACAACGAUGAGGAGAUGAUCGGUUGA
Colletotrichum navitas is the source of this 957-nucleotide messenger RNA. Its product is annotated as ubiquitin carboxyl-terminal hydrolase, family 1. Gene Ontology annotation, cellular component: cytoplasm. The record is from RefSeq and is a predicted model, not a curated record. Gene Ontology annotation, biological process: protein deubiquitination; ubiquitin-dependent protein catabolic process. Gene Ontology annotation, molecular function: cysteine-type deubiquitinase activity. The coding region runs from base 1 to 957 and encodes 318 amino acids. The transcript has 3 exons. NCBI's taxonomy places the organism in Eukaryota, Fungi, Ascomycota, Sordariomycetes, Glomerellales, Glomerellaceae.